AUGCAUCUUCACUUUGAACGUAAUGUGAACACAAAAUGCGAUUGCACAAUCCUAUCGUUAUCAUGGAUGGGAAAAGUACCAGAUGAUAUUCCGGAGGACGAAGGCUGGAAAUUGAAUCGCACAAACUACUAUCAAGAAGGAUGGCUAGCGACAGGCAACAUACGUGGCAUCGUGGGAGUGACAUUUACCACUUCACAUUGUCGAAAGAAUAUGGACUACCCGCUCCGCACAAACUAUAACCUACGUGGUCAUAGAUCAGAUGUUAUAUUAGUAAAAUGGAACGAGCCUUAUCAGAAAUUAGCUUCAUGUGAUAGUUCCGGCAUUAUAUUUGUUUGGAUAAAAUAUGAAGGUCGUUGGUCUAUAGAAUUGAUCAACGAUCGUAACACACCAGUAACACAUUUCUCUUGGUCUCAUGAUGGGCGCAUGGCGUUAAUAUGUUAUCAGGAUGGCUUUGUGUUAGUUGGUUCAGUGGCUGGUCAACGCUACUGGUCAUCGAUGUUGAACUUAGAAUCUACUAUAACCUGUGGUAUAUGGACACCUGAUGAUCAGCAAGUAUAUUUCGGAACUACUCAGGGACAGAUUAUUGUAAUGGAUGUACAUGGUGCUAUGGUCUCGCAAGUACAAUUGUGCAGCGAUGUGGGUAUUACGUCAAUGGCUUGGUCUUGUGAAAAAUAUAUUUAG
Messenger RNA from Teleopsis dalmanni, 681 nucleotides. RefSeq names its product tubby-related protein 4-like. Lineage: Eukaryota; Metazoa; Arthropoda; Insecta; Diptera; Diopsidae. Bases 1 to 681 code for a protein of 226 amino acids. Gene Ontology annotation, molecular function: protein binding. Gene Ontology annotation, cellular component: intraciliary transport particle A; non-motile cilium. The transcript is spliced from 4 exons. The record is from RefSeq and is a predicted model, not a curated record. Gene Ontology annotation, biological process: intraciliary retrograde transport; protein localization to cilium; non-motile cilium assembly.